AUGGCAUCUGAUGAAAAAGUGAAAUCGGAGAUGAUGGAGGUUUCAGUUGAAGAGGAGCCACUAGACAUUGCUGAGAAUAGCAUUUCUUUGGAAAAGGCUGCAAUUGAACGGAAGCAGAAGUUGAGAGAAAUGCGUGAUCGAGUGCUAGAAAAAGAGGAUGCAGAAUCUGAAUCAUCUAAUAAGAUGAAACUUACAUUUCGCAACUAUGAACCGCAAAGUGAUAUAGGUGAUAAGAAUGAUGGUGUAGACUUAUUUACUGUUGAAAAGGAAAUUGCGGAUCACUUUGUUGAGACUCACGACACUUCGGUUGUGGAAAAAAUCGAUAUCACGACGUUAGCACCUCGAAAGAUUGACUGGGAUCUGAAACGUGAUGUUGCAGCAAAGUUAGAAAAAUUGGAACGAAGAACAGAACGUGCAAUUGCUCAGCUUAUCCGUGACCGUUUAAAGUUAGGAACGACUGAGUUGACCGAUGCAGUUAGCUCCGGUGCUUACUGCGGGCUUGACGCUGAUGAUUAA
This is a messenger RNA of Thelazia callipaeda (thelaziosis nematode), 516 nucleotides long. The record is from the annotation of a GenBank genome assembly. Lineage: Eukaryota; Metazoa; Nematoda; Chromadorea; Rhabditida; Thelaziidae.